GUACAACCGUGGGGUGUAUCCCCCCGCAAUCUUCGAACGCCGGAGGAAGUACGACGUACCUGUCUUUAUGAGCCGACAUCCCGACCUCAACCUUUACAUACACGAGGUCCUCCAUGCAGCGGGGGCCAUGUUUAUGGAAGGGUCCGUGGACAAGGUCAUAGUGACUCUGUACGGUAGCAGGAGCGAUCAGGAGGGACACGCGCCCUUGGAAUCAUUCGCUUUCGAGCUCGCCUCCUCUCCCACGCUUAUCCGUGCCUUGGCUGUCGGGGGCUUGGACGACCCCUUUCCCGCCUUUCGGAAGCUGCUCGCCCGCCUUAGCGUUGCCGAGGAGGUUGCCGAGCUCCAGCCCCUCCCCUCUGAUGUAACGUUCGCCCUCCUGCUUUCCACCCGGCCGCAG
This is a messenger RNA of Nannochloropsis gaditana CCMP526, 397 nucleotides long. Its product is annotated as mad2 mitotic arrest deficient-like 2. The record is from RefSeq and is a predicted model, not a curated record. The transcript is spliced from 3 exons. The annotation marks the transcript as partial.